Messenger RNA from Phymastichus coffea, 1085 nucleotides. RefSeq lists its product as uncharacterized. The transcript is spliced from 4 exons. NCBI's taxonomy places the organism in Eukaryota, Metazoa, Arthropoda, Insecta, Hymenoptera, Eulophidae. The record is from RefSeq and is a predicted model, not a curated record. The coding region runs from base 163 to 534 and encodes 123 amino acids.
UGCUCAUGAGAGAAAUAAGACCAAGUUAGUGUUGCGCAGCCGGUCAAGCUGUGAUAAGUCAGCUGGUAAACAAACUAUUCACCAAGCAAGAAACGUGCAAGUCAAACAACAACCCGUUGCCCACCUGUUUCAUUGAAUUUGCGCUCUUUUCUCUUGUGGAAGAUGAAUAAAAGUGAUAGCUGGAAGGCCCAAAUGACAACAACGAAUGGAAAUAGAAAGAGGCCAUUGCCAAUGCCUCUUUAUCAUCAUCAUAAUGAAUCAAGUUCACAGCAUUUUGAUUUAAUCAAGUACAUACACGAAUCUUGGAAUUCAGUGACUAAAGAAUUAGAUGAUUGUCAGAAUCAGCAGCAUGGCAACUCUUCAAACAAUAGUAGCAGUGGUUUAGUAACUUAUUAUCGAGAAUAUGAACCUAGUUCACGACUCAAAGGUUUUGAGCCAUUUAAUUUAGAAACUACUCGGAAUCUACAAGGAGUACAUAGUAUAGUCAGGAAUUCAAGUUCAGAAACUUGGAUGACAAAAAAACGCAUUUUAUAAAAGAAUUUGAAAAAUUUAACAGGGCAUAAAAAUCUAAGAGAUGUGAAUAAUUUCUUAUCAGUCAAUUUUGCUAGUCGUUUAAAAAAUCGAAAUAUAUAACUAUAAAUUUAUAAAGUCAAUAGAGAAAUGGUUACCUAAGAAUAUCUGUCAUGAAAAGAGAGAAAUUUAUACUUAGACAUUCCAUAUGUUAUCCUUGCUAAAGCAUUACAAAAAUUACAAAUUAUUAAUUUUGUAAAAUUUAGUAUUUCAUUUAAUUAGAACUGUCUACUAUAUCUGUUUAGUUUUAUAUUAGUAUUGCAAGCUUUUAUUACAGAAAAUAACUUAUUUAUUCUGCACUGUAAGAGGAUUGUAAUCUUUUUACAAAGAAUGGAAUAUGUACCAUUUAUAUAAUGUAAAUUCAUAUAAAUAAUAAAUGUUGCAAAAUUGAGAGAAAGAAAAUUUAUGCAUUAGCAACCCACGUUUGUAAAAGUAGAAAACGUAUUUGAAUCAUUCACGAAACAUGUAAUUCUAUGUUAACUUUGCAGAAUUAAAGAAAAAUUCUUAUUAAUAUA